AUGGAUACAAGUCCUGGACAACCCGAAUACUCAGCGGAACCUAACUUGAGCUGGAUCAACGUAGGACUGGCCCUAUCUUUUAUACUCUUCGACGUCGCCCUGUCCUCUGUAUUGCGACUGGGAAUUGAACGCCCAUUGAUAACAUCAUCAAUAAGAUGUGUCAUUCAAUUAGGCCUUGCGUCAACUCUGUUACAAAAGGUUUUCGAUGCGAAGAAUCCAUGGGCUGUGGCAGCCAUUGUGUGCCUUCUGAAUGUGCUAGGAACCUUCGAAGUCGUUGUUAACAAGUCAAAGAAGAGGCAUCCUCACAUGUUCAUUUCUACACUGGUAGGGCUCGCGCUGUCGAACAUACCUGUGGGUGUCCUUGGGUCUAGAUUUGCCAUGUCCAAUGAUCCGUUUUGGGACCCAAGGCAAUUCAUCCCAAUCGUCGGCAUGCUCUGUGGGAGUACCAUUUCAGGAGUUGUGGUAUCUAGUACUUACAUACUACGUGAAUUUAGGCAAGUUGACAACAGUGAUAAAGUCGAGAUGUAUCUCGCUUUUGGCGCAACGCGAUGGGAAGCUUGCAAGUCCAUGUCUGUUGAAACGCUCCGCGUCUCUCUAAUGCCGACUAUCAACCAAAUGAGCGUGCUUGGAAUCAUAUCCAUCCCGGGGAUGAUGACGGGAGCUCUCCUUGGUGGUGCAUCCGUGGAGCGCGCCGCGAAACUGCAGAUGAUCAUCAUGUUUAUGAUCUCCGCCUCCAACGCGCUUGGAUGUAUUCUCACUACUGUCAUGACUCUCAGCAUCCUCAUAGACGGCGAUUCCCGUGUAAGGGCUGAUAGGAUUGACAGUAGGCCACAUGCCGUGUGGCGCAUUAGAAGCGCUUUAUGGCUUAAGGUGGUGACUUUGGCCAGGGAGAAUAUCCCAUGGAUGGCCACGCCUAAAACCGUUGCACCAGCAUCGUACACCCUUAGCUGA
Pleurotus ostreatus (oyster mushroom) is the source of this 951-nucleotide messenger RNA. RefSeq lists its product as uncharacterized. Bases 1 to 951 code for a protein of 316 amino acids. The record is from RefSeq and is a predicted model, not a curated record. The transcript is spliced from 7 exons. Lineage: Eukaryota; Fungi; Basidiomycota; Agaricomycetes; Agaricales; Pleurotaceae.